AUGGUGAAGUUGACUAUGAUUGCUCGUGUUACUGAUGGUCUUCCACUAGCUGAAGGAUUAGAUGAUGGUCGUGAUCUUAAAGAUGGUGAAUUUUACAAACAGCAAGUCAAGGCGUUGUUUAAGAAUCUAUCAAGAGGGCAUAAUGAGGCGUCGAGGAUGUCAGUUGAAAGUGGUCCUUACAUUUUCCAUUAUAUUAUAGAAGGAAGGGUCUGUUACUUGACUAUGUGUGAUCGGGCAUACCCUAAGAAACUAGCAUUUCAAUAUCUUGAAGAGCUCAGGAAUGAGUUUGAGCGUGUUAAUGGGGCUCAAAUCGAAACUGCUGCCAGACCUUAUGCCUUCAUUAAGUUUGACACGUUUAUACAGAAGACAAAGAAACUUUACCAGGAUACCCAUACACAGCGCAAUAUUGCAAAGUUGAAUGAUGAACUUUAUGAAGUCCACCAGAUUAUGACUCGAAAUGUGCAGGAAGUUCUUGGUGUUGGUGAACAGUUGGAUCAGGUCAGCCAAAUGUCCAGUCGCCUAUCAUCAGAAUCUCGCAUAUAUGCCGACAAGGCCAAAGAUUUAAAUAGACAGGUCAAAGAUUUUUGCUAUUUUUGCUUUGGAUAUAUUUUAAUCUUAGGGCAACCAGUUGUCCAAAGCUCCAGUCACCGUGGGCUCUAA
This is a messenger RNA of Vicia faba (fava bean), 660 nucleotides long. Lineage: Eukaryota; Viridiplantae; Streptophyta; Magnoliopsida; Fabales; Fabaceae. The record is from the annotation of a GenBank genome assembly.